Molecule: messenger RNA, 1312 nt
Organism: Prunus mume (Japanese apricot)
Lineage: Eukaryota; Viridiplantae; Streptophyta; Magnoliopsida; Rosales; Rosaceae
Product: putative mannitol dehydrogenase
Molecular function (GO): zinc ion binding; oxidoreductase activity, acting on the CH-OH group of donors, NAD or NADP as acceptor
Source: RefSeq, a predicted model, not a curated record
ACCUUAUAGUCAAGUAACUCUCCUUACUAGUUUCUCUGUGCAACAAAAAUGGCAAAGGCCCCAGAACAAGAGCAUCCUGUUAUAGCAUUUGGCUGGGCUGCCAGAGACAGCACAUCGGGGCAUCUCUCUCCCUUUAACUUCUCCAGAAGGGCAACAGGUGAUGAGGACGUGCGGUUUAAGGUGUUGUUCUGUGGCAUAUGCCACUCUGACCUUCACAGCAUCAAGAAUGAUUGGGGCUUCUCUGUAUACCCUAUAGUUCCUGGGCACGAGAUUGUGGGUGAAGUGACAGAAGUGGGAAGCAAGGUGAAGAAAGUAAAAGUGGGAGAAAAAGUGGGCGUAGGUGUGAUGGUUGGUGCUUGCCAUUCAUGCGAGAACUGCAACAACCACCUUGAAAAUUACUGCCCCAAAAUCAUACUUACCUACGGCGCCAUUUACCACGACGGAACAAUAACUUAUGGAGGCUACUCAGACACAAUGGUUGCCAGUGAGCGUUACAUUGUACGCUUCCCUGAGAACAUGCCACUGGAUGCUGGGGCUCCUCUGCUUUGUGCUGGGAUCACAGUCUAUAGCCCCUUGAAAUAUUUUGGGUUAGGAGAACCUGGGAAGCAUGUUGGCAUUGUAGGCCUUGGCGGGCUUGGUCAUGUUGGAGUGAAAUUUGCCAAGGCGCUUGGGGCAAAGGUGACUGUGAUUAGUACCUCCCUUAGCAAGAAAGAUGAAGCUUUGAACCAUUUGGGUGCUGAUGAGUUUUUAGUUAGCCGUGACCAGGAUCAAAUGCAGGCUGCCAUGGGCACAUUUGAUGGCAUCAUUGACACAGUUUCUGCUGUGCAUCCGAUUGUUCCCCUGAUUGGCCUUUUGAAGUCACAUGGGAAGCUCAUUCUGGUGGGUGCACCAGAAAAGCCACUUGAGCUGCCUGUGUUUCCAUUAAUCAUGGGAAGGAAGAUAGUGGCAGGUAGUGGAAUUGGAGGGACUAAGGAAACUCAGGAGAUGAUUGAUUUCGCAGCAAAACACAACAUAACAGCAGAAAUUGAGCUUAUCUCAAUGGAUUAUCUCAAUACAGCAUUGGAUCGUCUCGCAAAAAACGAUGUUAGAUACCGAUUUGUGAUUGACAUUGGAAACACUUUGGCUGCUACCAAGCCUUGAAGACUUCGUAAGGAGACUAUUAAACGGAAUGGUAUAUUACUGAAUUAAUGCGAAUAAUUAGUUGGGCUAAACGCCUUUAUGGAAUAUUGCCUUCUUUAUUUUGUCAGUAUUUGAUCUGACACAUUGUCAACUAUCGAUUUCCUUGUAAAAAAUAUAUCUCGAAUAAAAUAUU